CGAAGAAAACUAGCACAACAACACGGUGAUCACCAUCGUUACGUACUGUACAUUUUUUACCCCAUCAAAGCAAACAAAUGUCUCAACUGAACAGAUAAGCACAAAGAAGAGAUAGUUUUAAAGAGGAGGAGAGAAUGAUAUAGAGCGAGAUAGACAUCUUGAGUGAGAAACAGGAACAUGACCACACUUUGCCUUGGUGAAAGUCUGAUUUGAUUGUGGUUAGACAUGGACGUAGAACUGCACGGACUCUUUGAGCAUAACAAUUCCUUUGAUUAUGGCGAUUAUUAUGUGUAUACGGAGGAGGAGGACAAUCAUUCCAGCAGCCGCAUAUGUAGCUUCGUGGCAGUCUUCAUCCCACUACUGUAUUCUGUGGCGCUGUUAUUUGGACUGCUUGGAAACGGACUGCUGUUGGUAACAUUGUGGCGUAAAAGACGAAACUUGAGUGUGAUGGACGUGUUCAUCCUGCAUCUGGGUGUAGUUGAUGUUCUGCUGAUGCUGACGCUCAUCUUCUGGGCUGUAGAUGCAGUGAAGGGAUGGAUCAUCGGCACAGGGCUCUGCAAACUCACGGGAGCUUUGUUCAAGAUUAAUUUGCACUGUGGCAUCUUCAUGCUGGCCCUCAUCGGUCUCGAAAUGUACCUGUCCAUCGUCCGUGACAUUCAAAUGUUCUCUCGUAAAAAUCCCACGGUGAUUCACCUCACCUGCUUGAUCAUCUGGAUUAUCUGCCUGCUCCUUUCCACUCCUGACUGGAUGUAUCUGAAAGCCACUGUAGAUCCACAUAAAAACUUGUGCGAUUAUGUUUACCCCAGUAAUGACUUGCGUGUUGCCAUCCGUCUUUUAUUAAUUGUUGUGGGCGUCAUUUUACCUUUGCUGGUGCUGCUGUUCUGUUGUUCCUGCAUCUUGCUGUAUAUGCGGAACAGAUCCAGAGGACCGCAGAAGAAGAAGGACAGAAGAACACGUGUCUUUGCCGCGGUGGUGCUAGCUUUUCUCAUCAGCUGGACGCCCUACAACAUUACCUUCAUUGCGGACACUGUUUCCGUAACAGCAUCAAAAUGGUGUGAUGGAAAGCUAUGGACAGCUAGUGGUGCAACAGGCAUUGUGGGCCUCCUACACUGUGUGAUAAAACCUGUGAUUUAUUUCGUUUUCUCCAAAGAGUUCAGGCAUCGAACUGUGACUAUGGUGACGUUUAGGGGUUGUGAGACAGACAGCAGCGAUGUUUCGUUGUGGGACUGUGGUGAAGUGGGUGGAAGUGUCCAACAGGAGGAACAGAAUUCACUUCGUCCGAUGUCGAAUGACAUUAAUCAAACAACAAUAACUCAGGAUGAGAAUAUAUAAAGAAGCAUGAAUCGUGAAGAAUCAAGUGUGGAGAAUACCGUGUCUCUUUUAUUUAAUUUAUCAUAUUUAUAAUUAUAAACAUAAAAGCUUUAAAAUAAAUUGCACAGGUAUGGAAUAGCUUAUUUUUGGUUGAUGGAGAUACCCCAGGAAUUUCUUUGUGUUGUUUUAAGCACAGGAACAGAAACUGACUGACAAUUUUAAUGGGUUUGAUAUAAGGAAGUUAAAUCUGGAUAGUACUGUAUCACAAAGCAUCUGUCAAUUGCAUUAAUGUUUAGGUACAGUGAAUUUAUACUUACAGUAAAGAUGAUAAACAGUAAUGCUUUAUUGAACAAUGACAUAAAUGUCCAGUUAUUUCCUUUUUUGCACUUUAAUACCAUUUAAUCUUAUCAGUGUAGUUAUGCUGGUGCUUAUGGAAUUUUUUGUCUAGUCAAAUACUGAAACAAUUUUUCUUUGGGUUGGCUUGCCUAAAGUGUUGUAGAUAAUGUGAAAAGUGGGGUACAUGUAAUAAACCUUAUAAGAUUUGCCACGGGCUUGGUCUUCAAUGCUAACAUUGGAUAGACUAAUCUGACAAUAUUUGGUUGUUUUGAGAUCAUCUUUCUGCUUUAGUUAAUAACUGCGUUCACGCAGCCGAUUAGCAGAUGUGUGUUAUUUCCCAUGUUCAUUUUAAAAUUUCCUAAUGGCCUUGUUUUUCUUACAUGUUUGUGAAACAAAUGUUUUUGUAUCAACAUAAAGUGUCAGGUAUUUUUUUUGAAUAUUUGCUUAAGGUGCUUAAUAACUUAAUUAUAUAUUUUAUUACUGUAUGUCAGUAUAUAUCGGCAUCAGUCAUCCUGCGCAUGAAAUGUGUUUGGGAAUGUCUAGAUUUGUCAUUGUUUUAUCAGAUGUUGUACAACUUUCAUUGGUCAAACACAAUAUGAAUGUCUAUAAUAUACAGUACAAUGUAACUCAUAUCUCAUGGUUUGGUUAAUUUGGUGGUACUGUGGAGAAAAAAUAUUUUUAUACAUACAGUUACAAAUAAUGAUUUCAUAACUGCACAGAAAUAGCCCAAGCAUGAGACAAUUGUGAAAUUCUCUUCAAAGCUGUUGUGGGCGAUGGGGUUACUGACAGGAAACAACUGGCCUGUGUUAAUGAAUACGUUUGUCAUAGAGGGCCACAUGAUUUAUUAGUUUUUUACCAGUCAAUGUGCUAAAGGGAAAGUGAAAACGAAUGUCGGUUAUGUUGAUAGGUAAAUGGUUGUGUUUGCGAUGGGAAAAAUGAUAUAAUAAACUUGUCAUUUCUGUGAUUUAUUGGCAUUUGUUCAUUGUUGAAUGAAAUGGCAUUUCCUGUUGGUUAGGGUCAUGAGGGAUUCUUUUCCCACAUUACGCAACAUUUCCUUCCCCAAAUUAUUAGAGACUUUUAGAUUUUUAGAAGUUUUGUUUUCCGAAUAGCUCUUCGUGUACAGGUUGAAACAUAAUGGAGAAAACCCUUGUUGGGAUUUUCAGGCCUG
Molecule: messenger RNA, 2815 nt
Organism: Triplophysa rosa
Lineage: Eukaryota; Metazoa; Chordata; Actinopteri; Cypriniformes; Nemacheilidae
Gene: cxcr3.3
Product: chemokine (C-X-C motif) receptor 3, tandem duplicate 3
Exons: 3
Coding region: 226-1332 (368 amino acids)
Biological process (GO): G protein-coupled receptor signaling pathway; immune response
Cellular component (GO): membrane
Molecular function (GO): G protein-coupled receptor activity
Source: RefSeq, a predicted model, not a curated record